Molecule: messenger RNA, 828 nt
Organism: Penicillium daleae
Lineage: Eukaryota; Fungi; Ascomycota; Eurotiomycetes; Eurotiales; Aspergillaceae
Product: enoyl-CoA hydratase/isomerase family protein
Exons: 2
Coding region: 1-828 (275 amino acids)
Biological process (GO): fatty acid beta-oxidation
Cellular component (GO): mitochondrion
Molecular function (GO): enoyl-CoA hydratase activity
Source: RefSeq, a predicted model, not a curated record
AUGACGUUCCAAACUCCACCCCCACCAACAACCAUCUUCGAACUCUCCUUCCCCAGUCCGGGAGUUCUGCUCGCGACAAUCAACCGUGAGAAGCGCAUGAACUCGAUCCCUUUACGAGGUCACCAUGAAGGAACUGCUCUCUGGAACUGGCUUGACAAUGAGCCAUCAAUGCGGGUAGGAAUCAUCAACGGCAAGGGACCUAAGGCCUUUUGCGCUGGCGCCGAUCUUAUCGAGCAGCGUGAUAUCAGCCGAGGUGACGAGGCCAGACCUGAAAAGGGUGCGGAAGGCGGCUUUGCAGGAUUGAGUCAACGACGAGGAAAGAAGCCAGUCAUCGCUGCAGUCAAUGGGCUGGCACUGGGAGGUGGAUUCGAAAUCUGUCUGAACUGUGACCUGAUCGUUGCCUCCCCCAAGGCUGAGUUUGGUCUACCCGAAGUUCUUCGCGGCCUAUACGCUGGAGCCGGUGGACUGUCACGUAUUGUCCGCGACUGUGGAAUGCGGAUUGGUAGUGAACUGGCAUUGACUGGACGCCGAGUACCUGCAGAAGAGGCCCUGAGGCUGAGAUUGAUUAAUCGUAUUGCCAAAUCCCCAGAGUCUGUCUUAGAUGAAGCCCUGGAGCUCGCGAAAGAGAUCGCUAGCAAAUCCCCUGACGCGAUUAUUGUCUCUCGGUCGGGCCUCCGCGAAUCAUGGGAAACGGCGAGCACAAUAGAAGCCGACAAGAUCACGGCAGAACGUUAUGGCAGGGCCUUGCUGAGUUCGGAGAACCUGAGGAUUGGUCUUGAGGCUUUUGUAGCUAAGAAGCAGCCGCAAUGGGUGGCCUCCAAACUCUAG